CAGAGUUAUCGAGAGGCGCUCUAGGUUAGCUGCCCACUCCACUCCUUUAAGUCUUCUACUGUAACGUUUUCACUACUGCCUUGUACUAUAGGCCUUACUUUUUGUUGUUGCCUCUGACCUCCUUGCCUUCGUUUUGGCCUCUCACACUCAAAUCAUUUCCGCGUGUAGUAGACUUCUCUCGCCAUGCAUAGCAAUCAUUUCCACAAGAUGAUGGCCAUGCCUCGAGCCAAUUCAAACUGCGAGCCUGCUGACCCAGACAACACCCUUACAGACCGCCUUAACACACUUCUCAACUCUUCGGGUUCAGGAUACGUGUUGAACCUAUGUCCAAGCACGCAAUACCUCAUACAAGCCCCCAUCCUUUUUGCGGCAUCCAAUCAAGAGAUCAGUACUCUUGGAUAUCCCACCGAUGACAGUCGAGCUGUCUUAGUAGUCAAUGGCCCUGUGUCAAAUGGUACCGGCCAUACAACAGCCGUCGUCGGCAGUUGCGCGAAUUGCGACGGAGUGAGGUUGCGGAACGUGCAGAUAAAUGGUACACGGGGUGGCGCGCCUCCCAUCUCAGGAGGCGCAAAUAUUGAAAUGGGCGGUCCGAACUCGGAUCAGCUUAUCGAAUACGUGCAUUCUUAUGACCCCAGAGGCUGGUCAUGUCUCCAUGUCGCUGAGGGAUCAUUGAAUUGCAAUAACGUCACGGUCCAGAACAAUGAUAUUGGACCCGCCGGAUCCGAUCUUUUCCAGCAGUGGGCAGAUGGAAUUAGUGUGGCUUGCCAAAACAGCCUUAUUCGUAAUAACAUGAUCAAUAAUCCGACGGAUGGAGGCAUUGUACUCUUUGGCGCUCCUGGGACUCGCGUUGAAAACAACACCAUCUGGGUCGAGACUAAUACAUUACUCGGAGGAAUCAACAUGGUCGACGUAUCACCCUUUAGUGGUGAUUAUAAGGGGGUCGUGGUCACCAACAAUAUCAUUGCUGGUGGGUUCGCCUCUGAUCCUGCCACAGGGUCGGCGACCAAGGGUACAAAUAACGAAGAUGUCGUCAUAAAAAUCGGAAUUGCAAUUGGUCCCCGCACCUGGUUCGGAACCGAGUAUCUCAAUAACGUUAGCACUGGCGGAACAGUGCUCGACAACCAGCUCACUGGCGCAUUCAGCUACGGCAUUGCCAUCUCGUCUGCAACUAAUUUUACGGUGGAGAAUAAUGUCCUUGUUGGAAACACUUCUUUUAUUGGGGCGCGGGGUCCGAACUGCACUACUGGCGACCCGACACCUUCUCCUGCAGCGUUUGUCCUUGAUAUCAACACCACCUCGAAGAGCACGACCCAGUCAGACUUUCAGGAUAACACGAAUGGUGACAGUUUGACUUGUGUUCUCCCCCCUGCCGGCGGAGACUAUUGGCCAUACGGUGGAAACCCAGGCUCAUCGUCCCCGCCUGUUGGUCCUCCCGAACCCUCGCCUUCGACGAGUAGUCAUUCAUCAACCGGUGCAAUAGUUGGUAUCGUGCUAGGCGUCAUUGCUGGCAUCCUCUUUGUGGCCUUACUUGCAUGGUAUAUCCGCAAGUGGGCCCUAAAGCGCACAGCGGAUCGCUCUCACUUCAGGGCUACGCGGCAAGCCCCGAGGGGAUAUAUUCAGAGUAAGGAACAAUUCUGAGUCUCCUGGACAUACUUGCCUGCAUCUAUCUGCUUUUUUCCUGCCCGUCCUGUUUAUUACAACACUUACUUUUUCCCGGCCAAUGACGAUAGAUUACCCGGUGUUAUUGCAUUCUACCUGUGAUUAUAUCGACACGCUACCUCUUAUAUUAGUGUAUAUUGCCGAGUUGUACAUACCCUACCUUCACAUUGCUACCCAUAGAAUUCACAACCCGAGCCUUGAACAGUUUUCCCGGCCUGCCUGAAGAUAACAUUGUGGAAGCUCCAGAAUGACUAAGCAGACUGAAAUAGUGGCGCGGGU
Suillus paluster is the source of this 1938-nucleotide messenger RNA. RefSeq lists its product as uncharacterized. NCBI's taxonomy places the organism in Eukaryota, Fungi, Basidiomycota, Agaricomycetes, Boletales, Suillaceae. The transcript has 5 exons. Bases 184 to 1638 code for a protein of 484 amino acids. The record is from RefSeq and is a predicted model, not a curated record.